GUCAGAGUAUCCCUCACAUAUUGAAGCGCCAGUACGCCCUUAGUCGGCCAUGAGCAAAUGAACAUUCCACUCCACUAAUCUAUUUUGGUGUCGAUGGCCUCUUCUCGCCGUCUCCCGCUAACGCCUCACCUCUGCCUCUUCUUCUCCCUUCUGACCUCCAAUCUCCUCUCCUCAUGCGCGUCGCAGAACCCCUCAAAGGAGAUUGGGAUCUCCCCUCGCGAGCUCUUGGAAUCGGCUCGAGAGCCCGAGUUCUUCGACUGGAUGACGAGCAUCCGCCGGAGGAUCCACCAGCACCCGGAGCUUGGCUUCGAGGAGUACAAGACCAGCGAGCUUAUCCGGUCGGAGCUCGAUGCCCUCGGGAUUGAAUACUCUUGGCCGGUCGCCAAGACCGGAAUCGUAGCUUCCGUCGGAUCCGGCGCUAGCCCUCUCUUCGCUCUCAGGGCAGACAUGGAUGCUCUCCCGUUGCAGGAGCUGGUAGACUGGGAGUACAGGAGCAAGCAAAGUGGAAAAAUGCAUGCCUGUGGUCAUGAUGCUCAUGUGACAAUGCUCCUAGGUGCUGCUAGGUUGCUUCAACAUCAUAAAAACAAAUUGAAGGGAACCGUGAAGCUCGUUUUCCAACCAGCCGAAGAGGGUCAAGCUGGUGCUUAUCACAUGUUGCAAGAGGGUGCUUUGGAGGAUGUGCAGGCCAUCUUUUGUAUCCAUGUUGAGCCUAGUCUUUCAACUGGAGCCAUUGCGUCAAGACCUGGACCUCUGCUUGCAGCAUCUGGUCGUUUUACAGCAACAAUUAAAGGAAAAGGUGGGCAUGCAGCUUUCCCGCACAAAACCAUAGAUCCAGUUCUUCCUGCAUCCUUUGCAAUCCUCAGCCUUCAACAACUCGUAUCUCGAGAGUCAGAUCCUCUUGAAAGUAGAGUUGUUUCAGUUGGGUUCAUAAGAGCUGGCGAAGCACCCAACGUUAUCCCAGAUUCCGUAACUUUUGGCGGCACUUUUCGAAGCAUGAAAACAGAAGGCUUCACAUACCUCUCAGAAAGGAUUAAAGAGGUUAUAGAGACACAGGCUGCUGUCCACCGUUGCACUGCUAUGGUAGAAUUCAUGGAGAACACACGCAUACCAUAUCCUGCAACUGUCAAUGAUGAAGGGAUGUAUGCCCAUGCAAAGAGGGUGGGGGAGGAUCUGGUCAGUGAAGCCAACGUCCGCCAUUGCCCACCAACUAUGGGAGCGGAGGACUUUAGCUUCUAUUCACAAAGGAUGCCUAGUGCUUUCUUCUGGCUUGGAAUUAAAAACGAAACUCUGGGAUCAACCUACCCAUUGCACUCUCCUUACUUUUUCUUUGAUGAGCAGGCACUACCAAUUGGAGCUGCCCUGCAUGCUGCUGUUGCCAUGGCUUACUUGGAUAAUCAUUCAACAGAAGUUUAAACUGUAAUGAAAAUUCGGAUAUACUUUCCAUUCAGAAUUCAAUAGCUUGUAGAAAUUAAAAUUUGCUAAUAGAUGUUGUUACUAGUAUCAUGUGGUCAUGGACUUAAAUCAGUUGUUAGGUUUGGGCAUAAUUCCUUUGUGCUCAUUAUCUCCUGUGCUGCAACUGGAACUUUACAAAAAUUGUGAUUCUUGCUACUAUAAUACUCCGUCCAUGAUCCUUGGUGAGUUC
Molecule: messenger RNA, 1642 nt
Organism: Phoenix dactylifera (date palm)
Lineage: Eukaryota; Viridiplantae; Streptophyta; Magnoliopsida; Arecales; Arecaceae
Product: IAA-amino acid hydrolase ILR1-like 3
Biological process (GO): auxin metabolic process
Cellular component (GO): endoplasmic reticulum
Molecular function (GO): IAA-Ala conjugate hydrolase activity
Source: RefSeq, a predicted model, not a curated record